This is a messenger RNA of Pocillopora damicornis (cauliflower coral), 540 nucleotides long. Its product is annotated as retinoschisin. The record is from RefSeq and is a predicted model, not a curated record. NCBI's taxonomy places the organism in Eukaryota, Metazoa, Cnidaria, Anthozoa, Scleractinia, Pocilloporidae.
UUUACUCGUCAUGAAUUAUAACUUUAUUUUGCUAGACUCAGUAUCACCUACGGACUGUUCGGCUCCGUAUCGACCUUUGGGAAUGAAGGAUGGCAAUAUAACGGACGGUCAAAUCACUGCUUCUUCUGAAGUACCAGGCUUUCAGGCCUUUAAGGCGCGGUUUGAUGGCUCCUCGUGUUGGAGAAGUGCUAAAAGUAGCCUUGGAGAGUACUUGGAAGUAAACUUUGGACGAAAAGAGAACGUCAAAGCAAUUAAAACUCAAGCCGAUCCAUUGCAAGACAACUGGACAGAAAAGUACUACUUAGCGUUUUCCCUGGGGUUAGGAUGGAAGAAUGUUACUAGCCAACUUGGACGAGUUGCGAAUUACAAAGGGAAUACAGGGCCAAACCAUAUCAUCACCAACUACUUGGGAGAACUAAGCUUCCACGCGACAGCUAUCCGAAUCUAUCCUCUGAAAUGGCAUGGACGCAUUGCACUACGGCUGGAGUUGUACGGUUGCUAGGAAUCUAUCAUCAAGAAUGGCAUGGACGCAUGGAACCA